ACUUGAUGUGCACAAAUUAACUUGGACCUAUCCCGUAUCCCACAAAUGAAGGCUACCAGCAUUUUAAUGUUGGCCCUAGGGGUGGUGGUCCUCCUCUUUGCCCGCUCUCUUGCUGAUCAUAACAACAAGCCAAAGCUUGUAAUUCCCUUUAAUGGUUAUGCUACAGAGGAUGGGAGGCCAGAAGAGCACAAGUUACCAGUCUUAGGUGUUGAAACCGAUGAAGAACAGAAGCCGAAAACUCUACACCAAAACAUUCAUUCGGAAUCGAUAACGGUCAAUAAGUGGAAGCCUCGGCGUCCAACCAUUAGUCCACUAGGGCCUCCAACCACUAGCCCGCCAGGGCCUCUAGGGUCAACUCUUAGUACUCCUCCGAAAAGGUCAAAUCAUCUUCGUACUAGUCUGAUAAGGUUUCGUCCGACAAGACUUCGUACUCCUCCAAUAAGGUCACCACCAACUACUAUUCCUCCAGGGCCUCCAAGGUCACCUCUUAGUACUCCUCCGAAAAGGCCACCUCCUUUUACUUCUCGUCCGAUAAGGUUCCGUCCGAUAGCGGUUCGUACUCCUCCGAUAAGGUCACCUCCAACCACUAUUCCACCGGGGCCUCCAAGGUCACCUCUUAGUACUCCUCCGAAAAGGUUCCGUAUUCCUCCGAUAAGGUUCCGUACUCCUCCAAUAAGACUUCAUACUCCUCCAAUAAGGUCACCUCCAUUGCGUUUUGGUAGAAGGCCACGAGGACCACCAAGAGCACCCCUUGUGCCGUCUACUAAAUAAUGUUAAAGGCUAGAUCUAUAUGAAAUUAUCCAUCUCCACUUAAUUUACUAAAAUAAAAGAGAUGAUAGAAUAAGAGAUGUUCUCAAUGUUUAUCCUUAUGUUAUCUCCUAAGGGAAGAAUUUCCUUCACAUUAUAUAGUUUGCAAGGAUUCUUUUGGAUGAAAGUGCGG
Messenger RNA from Ilex paraguariensis (yerba mate), 940 nucleotides. Lineage: Eukaryota; Viridiplantae; Streptophyta; Magnoliopsida; Aquifoliales; Aquifoliaceae. The record is from the annotation of a GenBank genome assembly.